CGUAAUGACGUCAUCGACCUGCGUCCCGGCCGGACUGAGCAUUUUUGGACAGGAUUAACGGCGAUGAUUGUGUUUUAAAGUGUCCCGUUUCACGCUAAGAGGGGACAAGUAACAAAACUCGGGAAGUGCGUGCGUGGGUGACGCGUGGAGUUAGUUGACGGAAUCUGCAGUGGUUGUGAGUCAGGGCCUUUUGCUCUUUUGCAGUCUUGCAGCUGUCAUCGUCUUAAAUAAUGGAGGAGCCCCAUGCUCACUGCAUUUCCUGUAUAAGCAGGCGAUGUAUGGUAAAGCCUGAACCUGGCAUUUCCUGUGACCUCAUCACCUGCCCUUUUGUAUGCGGUGCAAUUUUCCACAGCUGCAAGGUUGUCGAACACAAGCUCCUGUGCCCGCUUGAGAGGGUGCCAUGUCUUAACCACAGCAUAGGAUGUCCUUUUACUCUGACCCGUGGCCAGAUGGCACAACACCUUGAGGUGUGCCCUGCAGGUGUGGUGUGCUGCACCAUGGAGUGGAAUAGGUGGCCGGUGAAUGACGAGGAUUAUCGUUCGUAUGAACGACUGAGUCAGGAAGCAGACGAGGUGGAGCAGCUUGACAUGGCACUCGCCCUUCAGGACCAGCGCACCAUGUUAGCGUCACUCAAACUCGUGUCUCUGGCACCCACUGCUGGCUCGGAGAAAAAGACUCUGACUACAGGGCAAAGUGCAAAGUCUGCCGCAGUUGUGCCGGCUCCAUCGGAGCAAGCAGAGACUGUUGAGAGAGAUCCUACAGCAGGCUGCUCAAAAGACAAGAUUACCAAUGGGAUUAAUGGCCUACAUGAAGAACAUUACGGUGAACUUUACCAAACCACAGUAGAGACGACUAAAAGCCUGGCUGCAGCUCUUAACGUCCUGAUCCACCUUAAUUCCUCAGACACGGACUGUACAACCGCUAACCUGCCAGCAUCACUUUCAGAGCGCAAUGGGGAACUGAAUGAAACGAUGAAAGAAGACACCAGAUUCAAAUGUGAUAAAAUAGCCAAUGGGGUCAGUGGCUUAAAUGAGGUUUUGCAGCCUGCCCAGCACCAAACACUGAUGGAGCUUGGCAGGAACCUGGCCUCUGCCCUCGGUGUACUAGGAGAUGCUGUAAAAGGUUCUGAACCGAUGAAUGUCUCUGCAGUUGAUGAGAAUGGCGAACUCACCCAUUCAAAACCUUCAGAGUCUACAGAUAUUGACAUGAAAGAUGUUUCGUCUGAGGUUGAGGGUGAUCUUGGGGCUGUGGGGGGUAUCGAUGGUGACCAAACAGCCUUAGGUGUCACUGUUAAGUGUCCAGACAUAUUAAGUGACAUGGAUAUCCAAUGUUUCUGUAAUGGCUCUCAUAGUAUUGUGGACUGUAAAGACGAGACAAUCUGUCACAUUAUGGAAUCGACCACAGAACACGAUCAAAGUCCAGAAUGGUUUGGUCCUUUAAUUCCCCAUAGACCAGAAGUAAGACAUGACCCUUUGUUGAUGCAGGAGGCAUCAGAAUCUCUGCAGCAGCCUAUAGAUGCACAGACUCUGACUGUCCAGAGGAACAGUGCACUGCCUGCGAUGGCAUUAGACUUUGAAGACAGGGCUUUUGAGAGGAAACUCCAAAACCUUCAGUUGCUCAGAAAUUUUAUGCCACUUGCACUUAAUAGACAAAAAGGGUCAUUUACAGAUGGCUUCCCCCAUAGACAUUCACAGUGCAAAAUGGAGGACAAAGCUGUGGACACCUCAGAUUUAGAUCAGGAGCCUCAGGAUGACCCCAUGGGCCUUGGCGAAAUCGACUUCACAGCAGCUGCUCUGCUUUUCUGCUUGGAGGAGUCACCACGAGCUAGGAGAAUAUCAGACGCUGUGUACGGGCUCUGCGGCACACGGGUCGACUUCGGCACCCAAACCUUUAGUUUCCCCGCUGCCAUCCUGGCAACGAGUACGAUGGUUGGAGAGGUUGCAUCCGCCUCGGCUUGCGAUCGUGCUGCGCCCCGCCUUUCGCAGCCAAGUCCAUUUUGUACUCUGCGGCUUGAUCUGACGCUGGAGCAGCUUGUGCCACGACCGAGCUGGGCUCCACGUGAGGGCUCCAUGUUUACCUUUGAGUGCGGUCAGCUUUUCCGUCGAGAGGAAUUCCUCUCGCAUUUCCGGAACGUUCACGGAGAUAUCCAUUCUGGGCUCAACGGCUGGAUGGAGCAUCGCUGUCCAUUAGCGUAUUAUGGCUGUACGUACUCCCAACGCAGAUUAUGCCCAUCCAGUCAAGGUUCAAAGGUUGUUCAUGACCGCCACCUUAGGUCGUUUGGUGUGCAACCUCCAUCGGAAACUCUCACGGAACCUAAGUGCGAUCACCUGAGCGGAUUACCGUUUGAAGUACUUCAACAUGUAGCACGAUUUCUGGAUGGCUUUAGCCUGUGUCAGCUAUCAAUGGUGUCACGUAUAAUGAGGGACGUGUGUGCCAGUUUGCUGCAAACACGUGGCAUGGUUGUGGUACAGUGGGAGAGGAAGCAGUAUUCAGACGGAAGACGUUCUUGGCAGAUCAAAGAUAAGGUUUGGCGUUUUAGCACGGCCUUUAGUCCGGUUAACAGAUGGGAGUUUGCGGACAUCACUUGCAUGGGAGACCACCUGAAACAUUGUCCAUACAAUGAAGUUCUUCAACAAGUAGAAGCGGUUCCGCUUCCCUGCAUGUGCACAACCAGAGAGCUAACGCGAGACGGCAGAUCCCUACGAUCUGUUCUCAAACCAGUGUCGUAACACAAUGAAACUUUCAAAACGUAACUAAACGCUACAUUAUCUAACCUCUUUAAUCUCCCAUAUACUAUAUCUGUGUAAAUAAAAAGAAGACCGAAUAUGUUUUUUAUGUUAAGAUUAUUUUUUUAUUAAUAUAUCAAAGAUGAAAGUUCUGAUGGUUCAUUCACUAAAAAUGUUCUGCGUCCACUGACGCACACCUAUGCUUUAGUAUCAAGACCGAGGACAGAUGCAAGUCAUUGUUGGUGAAACAAAGCUUCGGUAGGAUUGAAAGGGCCUCAAUCUGUCCAAUAGCACUUGAUUUAUUUGUCUUGACACAGCAAGAUAAUCUUUCUCAGAAAAUCAGCUGAUUCUUUUUAGUACAUAUCCACACUAUAAUAUUUGCAUGGUUUGGUUAAGAUACCCCUGAUUGAUUUAAAAAAGGAUACUUGCCUAAAUUGACUCUUGAUCAGUUUAUGGUGAUUGACAUCACACUGAUCCUGGGACAGCUGCCUAAGAUCUUUAUUUUAUGAUCCUGGGUCAAAAAAGCCUUUUAUUGUCUGGUUUUAUCAUAUUUUUGUCAUUUACAACAUAUUUAUAAUCAUCACUAAGGAGAAACAUAUCAUCUGUUUUGUCUUUCUGCUAUCUAAUUGCCAAUUCUAAAAGCAUCCAGAAAUGGCACAAAUAAACCUUAUUCAGAGAAGAUUGCCUAUUUGACACAAAUAAAAACAAGUAAGGGAUGGAAGAACAAUGGGGGUAACUUAAAAAGGUUUAUGGUUAGGGUAAGUGGGUACCUACAGUCUGUAUGGUGGUGUACGUUAAUGAAAAAAUUGAGCAGACAAAAGGUUUUUCUUCGUGGAAACAAUCAUUUGAUGUGAUUCAUGUGUACCAUAUAGUUUUGUUUUUAUUUUUGUCACAACUUGAAAUCACAUUUGACUUGUUUUACCAUCACUCAACAUCAGUAUGUCAGGUUAGCAUGCCGGCCGUCUCUCAACAUUUACAGUUGAUAUUUGCACUUUACUGAUAUUUGCCUUUCUCAGCACUCUGGCCCACUGUGUCAUCAUGUAUCCUGGGAAAAGAGACACUCCGCUAUUGUGCUUCCUACUCUUGAGUAACAUUACAUUUGAGAAGCACUGUAAAACGCUGGAAGCUGUGUCUUAUCACUUAUAACGUUGCAUAUAUAUGUGUGCAAAUUUGUGUUAUGUUUGCAAAUGAAUGGACUAACCAGAAAAUAGUGUUAGAUUAUACUUUUGCCUCUACCGGGUUUAAGUAAAGCUAUGCAGUGUUUGUAAUAGGAAGCUGUUUUAGGCUUCUCAACUUGUGUGUCACCCAAAAUCGUGUGUUCAUGUCUAUGUAAUCAUCAUUUAUGUAAUGCAGCCCACAAAUCAUGUUACUGAGUCCAUGCUAGAGAAAGCAUGUCGUCUAAAGUAUAACAUUGACUAUUGAGGAUCUAAGCAUAAAGAAAUUACCAGUAGGGUGGAGAUGCAUGUGGUUUUUGACUUUGAUGAAUUAAAAAACAUAUUUUAUUACCUUU
Messenger RNA from Paramisgurnus dabryanus, 4236 nucleotides. It is a transcript of the gene fbxo30b, whose product is annotated as F-box protein 30b. Gene Ontology annotation, molecular function: protein binding; ubiquitin protein ligase activity; zinc ion binding. The record is from RefSeq and is a predicted model, not a curated record. Lineage: Eukaryota; Metazoa; Chordata; Actinopteri; Cypriniformes; Cobitidae.